Molecule: messenger RNA, 1158 nt
Organism: Closterium sp. Yama58-4
Lineage: Eukaryota; Viridiplantae; Streptophyta; Zygnematophyceae; Desmidiales; Closteriaceae
Source: the annotation of a GenBank genome assembly
AUGAUAUCAAGUUUCCGCAAGGAACGGGGAGCGCGACGACGCGAGAUGGAGCCGGCUCUGGGCCUGCUCAAGUCGCACUCCCUCCAACCGGGCUUCGAACUCUCCCGCCUUGGCGAAAGCGGAAACUUGAUUUCGUUCACUCCUCGUCCGUCGCUAGAGCUUUCGCAGACCACUCCUGACGCGGUGGCGAAUGGAGGUGUCAGCGAAUCAGCUAAGGUGGUAACCCGCCAGUUGACUGCUGAGAAUCAUCGCCGGCAGCAGAGCUGCGGAGGGCACGGCCUAACCGGCAACGGUGAUGGUUACAAGCCGCCUGUAUUGACGGCGACGGAUGAACAGCCGUUAUUAUGUGACGGCCCGGCUAGAGCAGCCGCGGCGCCGUGGGGUGGUGAAUACAUUGAAGCGUUUCGAUCGGCUCGUGCAGAAGACCUCCUGAAGAACCACCUGAAGGACAAUCUGCAGGUGAAGGACGAAGAGUGCCAGGUAGAUGAACAGCGUCGCGUAGCCGACGCUCCCGGCACGCUGGAGAUCUCUGUUGUACCUGAGAGGAUUCAGGGGAAUUUCCAGGGUGAAGCUGGGCCGAUGGCGAAAUGCGAUGAUUUCACGGCAGCUGCAAUGACUGCUGAUUCAGUUGAAACGCCCAAUUCUGUCAUGGUAAACGCGGAAACUACCCUCUCUGUGGGCAGCGAAUCGCCGGCUGUCAGCAACGAAGAUGCGCCCGCGGAUUGCGGAGGGGGCGAGAGUGGUGGAUGGGAAGGGAAUGCGCGCAGAAGCGACGGGGAUUGCGCUGGCGAGAGCGCAGAAGAGGCGGCGGAAGGGGGUGCGCGGAGCAGCGGCUGGGAGGAGGGGGACGCGAAGGAAGCGAAGGAAGCGGCUACGGAGGUCUUCGAGAUGGAAAAUGGUGGCCUAGAGUGUAAAUCGCGGGCGCGUUUCAGAGGGCGGGUGAGCCUCCCCCAGCUGAACCUGCGCCUGACUGCCCUGCCGCUGCUUCGGGCAGAAAUCACGGGCAGCCCGAGAACAAAAGAGCAGGAGGAGGGAGCCCUGUGGACGGAGGAGUCAGGGAUGGGGAGAAGGGAAGGGCAGCAGGGGCGGAGAGGGGAAGGCGGAGCGAAUGAAUCCGCGGAUGGGGGGAAGGCGGAUGAGGGAAAGCGGAUGAGGUAA